AUGAAUCUAAUCUUUGUCAUAACAGAAGCAUUGAAGUCUCAAGUAUAUAACAAAGGUCAAACUCCUGUUGUGUGCUCAUCAGCUACACUUGAAGUGCAUGGAGAGUGGCAAGUAAGUAAGGAGAAGUUGGGCAAUGACACAAGCUUGGCUGUGGAGAGAUCUCUGCGUUUUGAUAAGAAUAAUGUCUCGGUUUCUUGGCUUCAUGAAUUUGAAGCUUCUGCGGUUGCAAAGACUAAAAGGUCUCAAACUUUCAAUCAGGCUACUGCAGCUUACCAUGAGCCUUUUUGUUUGCAUAUUUAUAUAUCUAAGGGUUCUGCACGUGCCAGCAUUAUCCAUCGGGCAACUAGCAAGGUUGUUGCUGUGGCACAUUCUAUUUCGAAGGACAUGAAAUUUGAGUUGAGUUCAACCAAGAAUAGAGCUGCUUGUGCUGCUGUUGGGGAAGUGCUAGCUCAAAGAGCCUUGGCUGAUGAUAUUCAUAAUGUGGUUUAUAUACCAAGGAAAGGAAAGAUUGGAGGGGAAUUGCAGAUUGUAUUUCAGGCUAUUAUUGACGGUGGUAUUGAUGUUAAGGUGAAGUUAAAGCAGAGAAAAACCAGCAUCCUCCCACCAAAACCAUAG
This is a messenger RNA of Ipomoea triloba (trilobed morning glory), 615 nucleotides long. Its product is annotated as 50S ribosomal protein L18-like. Gene Ontology annotation, molecular function: structural constituent of ribosome; 5S rRNA binding. Gene Ontology annotation, cellular component: ribosome. The record is from RefSeq and is a predicted model, not a curated record. Gene Ontology annotation, biological process: translation. NCBI's taxonomy places the organism in Eukaryota, Viridiplantae, Streptophyta, Magnoliopsida, Solanales, Convolvulaceae.